CUUCGAUCAAAACAAAGCCGUUAUAGAAAAAUACAUAUGUAGAACGUCGUAAACGUAAAAUUGAAACGAACAAUGUUUUUCGCAAAUAGGCGCUGCAAUUGACACAAAUAUGCAUAUGGAUAAAGGGCGUGACGUAAAUGGGCACAUAAAUCACGACGCACGUGGAUACCAAGCUUUUUGCAAUGCAAAUUAAUAUGCGUACAAAUCAGUCACCUACAUGUUUUUUAUCAGUAAAAACAAAAACAAAGACAAAUCGCCGCCUCCAAGUCGGCAAAAUGUUUUGAAGGUCUAGUUGGCAUUAUAAAAUCGCAGCCCAUCGAAAAAACCGACGAUAAUGUUCUGAUUGAUUUGACGGAAAUGGGCGAUGCUGUCUUUGGUAUACCGGAUGCGGAAACAACUGGCGUACUAAUCGAUGCCCAAGACGCGGAGUCUGCGCAGAAUCCCGAAGAGCUAGGCACGUACCUAGAAGGCGACAUUCUCAUCCCACUAAAUAAUGAGCAGGCGGACAUCGAAGGCAAUCGCAAUGGUUUGCUGGCACUAAGCACACACUGGCCUGGCGGCGUGGUGCCCUAUGAGAUCAAGGGUCAGUUCACAUCACAGGAACUGGAGAACAUCAAGCACGCCUUCAAUGAAUAUCACAGCAAGACGUGCAUUCGUUUUACGCCGCGUACCAAAGAAAAAGAUUACAUAUCCAUAGUGAGCGGCAAAACUGGUUGUUGGAGCAGCAUUGGACGUCUGGGUGGACGCCAAGAGGUCAAUCUACAGUCGCCCAAUUGUCUGCGUACCUAUGGCACGCCCAUCCAUGAGCUGAUGCACGCAUUGGGCUUUCUCCACGAACAGAAUCGUUAUGAACGUGAUGGCUAUGUAAAGGUGCUGAGCGAAAACAUAAAGCCCACGAUGAUGGCCAACUUUGACAAGGGAAGCGCAAAACAACAUUCGGGCUAUGGCGUAGACUAUGACUAUGGAAGUGUGAUGCAUUAUUCACCCACCAGUUUCAGCAAGAACGGGCAGCCCACUUUGAAGGCGUUGCGUAGCAGCAAGGAUGCAGCACAGAUGGGACAACGUCGCGGCUUCUCGGAGGGCGAUGUGCGCAAAAUUAAUGCCAUGUACAAGUGCAAGCUUUGA
Messenger RNA from Drosophila albomicans, 1125 nucleotides. Its product is annotated as zinc metalloproteinase nas-13. NCBI's taxonomy places the organism in Eukaryota, Metazoa, Arthropoda, Insecta, Diptera, Drosophilidae. Gene Ontology annotation, biological process: proteolysis. The transcript has 2 exons. Gene Ontology annotation, molecular function: metalloendopeptidase activity; zinc ion binding. Bases 358 to 1125 code for a protein of 255 amino acids. The record is from RefSeq and is a predicted model, not a curated record.